ACACUCAGUGUUGAUCAGAGUGCCGGGGCGAGUGUGUGUACAUACUCCUCUCUCUAACUCUCUCACUAAACUCUACACCGCACUUUCUACCACCUCCCGAUACUAUAAAUUAUGUGUGUGCAGUAUUUGUGUGGUGAAGCAGUGUUUGAGGCCGCUCACCCUCCCACGUGAGGCUGACCCGCCCUGACACAUCACGGCAGAUGUAGAAAGUUACGACUUGUUCAUCGUGAAAACCUGAAUGGUUGUGUCUGGAGGAAGUGUUAAGAUAACAAGGUGAAACUCCUGAUAGACAGUGUCGUCAGAGGAGCCAAUCUGUCUCCUGUUUACAAUAUAUAUCACCAAAUCAAGUCGUCAUAGUGAAACGAAGGUUGUGUGAUGGAGGAGGCUGAAGAGUCGUCAUUAUAGGCAUUCACAACCACACCAUGAGCCACACCACGAUCAGGUUAUGUUGAGCAGGCUCUUGGGGCGUCAGAGGCAAGUGAUCAACGGGGGCCAUACGGUACUUGGGCCCCUGGUACGGAGGUGGUGGCACGUUAUGCUUUUACUGGUACGUCUACAGAAGACUUGCCCUUCACCAAGAUGGAGAGAUUAUCAAUUGUUAAGCCAACCAAUGAUCCAAACUGGGUAAAAGCAAGGAACAGAGAAGGAGUAGAAGGCAUGAUACCAACAUCGUACGUGAUGGAGUGUAAAAAAGAAGUAAAGCUCAAUACCAUGGCCUGGUUCCAUGGUAAAAUUAGUAGAGAUGAAGCAGAAAACCUACUGACUCCACCUGAGGAUGGUCUUUUCCUUGUCCGAGAAUCUACUAACUUUCCUGGAGACUAUACUCUGUGUGUGUGUUAUGAGGGCAAGGUUGAGCAUUAUAGAGUUAUAUACAAAGAUAGCAAGUUAACCAUUGAUGAAGAGGAAUAUUUUGAACAUCUAACAAAACUUGUUGAGCACUAUGAGCAGGAUGCUGAUGGAUUGUGUACUCAGCUGAAGCGAUCAGUGCCAAAACAAGGCAGACGUGAAUAUGCAGCCGAUGCAGUAAAUGCCUUCAAAGCUGCAGGCUGGUCCAUAAACAGACAAGAAUUAAAGUUGCUGGACUCUAUAGGAAAAGGAGAAUUUGGUGAUGUAUUGCUUGGUGAAUGGUUAGGACAGAAGGUCGCUGUCAAGAGACUGAAGGACAGCAGCAGAGCAGCCCAAGGCUUGUUAGAAGAGGCCUCGCUUAUGACGAGUUUGAAGCACAACAAUUUAGUGAAUCUUUUGGGUCUGGUAUUUGAAGAUUCUUGCAUACUUCUGGUGACAGAGUUUAUGAGCAAAGGUUCACUAGUGGAUUACCUACGGUCACGGGGAAGACUACAUGUUACUAAAAGAGACCAGAUCAACUUUGCUUGUGACACUUGUAGUGGAAUGGCAUACUUGGAGUCGCAGAAGGUUGUUCAUCGUGACUUGGCGGCACGUAAUGUCCUUAUAAGCGAGGAUGGGGUAGCCAAAGUGUGUGACUUUGGCCUGGCCCAUGAAAUGAACCUCAAGUUGGAUGGUGGAAAAUUCCCAAUUAAAUGGACUGCACCAGAGGCUCUCAGACACAGUAAAUUUUCAAACAAAUCUGAUAUGUGGUCAUUUGGUAUUCUUCUCUGGGAGAUCUACUCCUUCGGUAGAGUUCCGUACCCAAGAAUUCCACUGGCAGACGUGAUGAAGCAUGUUGAGAAGGGUUACCGUAUGGAAGCCCCUGACUGUUGUCCCCCAGAGGUGUAUCAGUUGAUGAAGGAGUCUUGGGAUUUGGAUCCUCACCUGCGGCCCACAUUCCACGAGGCAUGUAAACGUUUGGCACAGCUGAAACAUUCGACUUUGGCAUGACCUAGUUUUUCUAGCAUAAAUAUAUUCAAUUGGUGCCAAUUGUAGUGUCCAUUUUGGUGUAGUAACUGAAAUGAAUAAUAGUUGCCAGAUAGAAAAAAUGGGUGAUAUAAACAUUAUACAAAUGUACUAUAGUGCUAAUAGGCAAAGUGAUUCUUGCAGAAAAAAUAAAUUGCUUCCAGCCACUUGAAAAAUAAUGCUGGACUAAAGAAGUAACUUUGUAAUGGUUUCAUUACAUGUGUAUAAAACCAAUCAGGUAUUAGCCCAGGACAUCUGAGCCUCUUGUCCCUCCACACUUGCUUCAAAUAGUGUCUUGUGUCUUGAGUACAUGACAAUCUUUAAAUUGAUUGUCUUUCCAUUAUGAUUUUAGUCAGCCAUUAUAUAGAGCAAGAACGGAUGUGUAUUUGGUGUCAGUGUUUCAUGUAAUGGCCUCUUGCUUUAGGAGAUGGUGCAACACGUUAUUUCUCCUCCUCAAUAGCUUUAUAUAGCAGUGAGCUGUGGUGGAAACCAUUUGUUAUAUUUGGAAAUUGUGUAUGUUCCUGUGUAGUGUACAGCUGAGAGUAUAUAUUAUUGGUACAGUACUUGUGUAUUAUAGUUAGUAUAUUUUCCUGAUUUUCCAUGCAUAGAUCAGCAGUAUGUGCUUUUUGUAGCACUUGUAUCAAGACAAAAUCAUAGUUAGUAAACACACUUAUGUUGAGUACAACCCUUGUAUAAAGCACAGCCAAACCUCUGCACAUACAUGGAAACAUUUUUUGAUGUUGCUUGCUGAAUUUUUUAACCUAACAAAAUGUAUGUAUUUUUAAUAAAAAAAUAAAAGUAAAAAAAUGAAGCAAGCAGAUCAGUGUUGUGGUAACAUUUAGUGUUACAUGUGCAGUUGUCAAGUGUUGCUGAACUGAGUGUGUUCACCAAGUAUGGUCCUUGUUGUGUCAAAAUACUUUAAGAGACAAGUGCUCUGUUAAACUUCUGCUCUGAGCACUCUUCUAACUUCUGAUCUUAUCAUAUAUAUUUAUAAACAUUGUCUUAAUACGUUUUUAGAAUGUAUGAUUUAUUUGAUUAUUUUUUAUGAUUUAAUAAUUGAGAAUUGUAUAAUGUUUAGAAGAUAUACGUGAUACUCCAUGAUUAAGACUUAAAUGUGCAUAGAAAUAUAUCAUAAAUGGCCACAGUACAUUUACAUUUGUAUUUUUUAAGUCAUAGAAUUUUAUCUUUUAAACAUGUUCUUAUGUCUUUAUUCACAUAAUUUAGAUAUUCAAAAAUAGAAUUGUUAAAUAAUCAAAUAUUUACUGGAGCUAAAGUUCACCAGCUCAUAGUUUUGAGUACAGUAUGCUUUACAUUGUUUUCACUUUAAUGUUUUUUUUUUUUUUUUUUUUAGGAAUCAGUCAGUAGGUUAUUUAAAAUGUAAACAAGAAGGUAUUCAAGUGAUGGAGAUGGCGGCAUCAGUCAUUUAGCAGUCUAGAAGUUGCUCCUAGGAUGGCUCUCUGCCCCAGGUUGAGUAAUGUUAAACAGUGUUCUAGCAAAAGUAAAGUACCUGUAUAUCAUAUUUAGAUUCAGAUUCUAAAGCAGGCAGGCAUAAACCAGCUCUAAUUGCAAGUAACUUUCAGAAUAAUCAAAACAAUGUUUGAAACAUGUAACAUGUUUAGCCAUGGUACCUGUCUUUCCUAAAUGUAUUCACCUAAAAUUGUUUAAUAGAGUAUUGACUGAAAAUUAACGUAUACUGAUAUGCUUUGUGAAUCUUGCUAGAACACAUUACAAUGCUUAUAUCUGACACAAACCAUGCUGGUCACCCAUUUAGCUAGGUUUCUUGACUUGGCUUCUUCCUCCUCGAUUGUGUAUGCAAACUAUUUUUUGUAAGGUAGUCAGCCUUUUGAGUUAUUAUUUAAAUUUAUUUUUAAUGAAUGACUCACAAUCCUGUUACAUUUUCAAAAUCAAAGUUUUUUUUUUUUAUAAUGACAAUCUUUUUGGCAGCAGAUGUUGAAUCAAAAAAUUUAGUGAUGAGUGAAGUUGGUAACAAACAUUUCAUAUUGUUGUUACUGUACAGUACUUACUAUUCACACACUGCAUAACUCUCUAGCUUUUGUUUAACCUGAAUAAUUUUAGUGUUGAAAAAAUAUAUAAAAUAUAAAUAUCAAAUAUUCCUUAAAAUGUGUGCAAUCAUAAAAUAAUAAUUUCAAAUCACGUUAAAAAAUCAUCCUUACUUUAAAUGAACAUAAUUGAGUACAGUAUCCACUCGCUUUAAGGACCUGUGGCAUAAUGUAUAGCUAGAUUUAGCAUUGGAAUUUGACAUCAGUAUCUGGAUCCAUCAGCAGUUAAGGCCAGAGUGCCUACUUUGUUAAAUUUAUGGAGCUCGCUGCUCUGUAAAUAUUCGGGCUCAUUGUAGCACAACUUGGCCUUUGCUAGGCCAAUGCUUUCCACAACACUUUCGUAGAGUAAUUGUGGGUGUAAUUACCAAAGUGUUGUUACAGGAUUAGAGCUAUGCAUGUGGUAUCACAUCUUCCCAGUACAUUUUUUUGUUGUGGCACUUUGAAAUUAUUUUUGGGGGGUAUUCACUGCCUUCUCACUUACCAUGUUCCAACUACCACUGCAAAAAGAGUUUUCUCUCAUUUUUAGGGGCACUGUUGUUUCCUUAGCUCGAAUCGUAUGACCAUUUGUUCUUGAAGUUGCAGGUUUCAAGAAUUCUUGUUAUUUUGUAGGUAGUGAUCAUAUUGCUGUGGCAAUGUUAUAUCCAUAUUCCCAUAAACUUUGUCAUAUGGCACUUUGAAACUGCUGAUGGUUUUGACUUCUCCCCCCCCCCUUUUCCCUUAAAUUGUUCCUAUCAUUCACAAUGUUGUUUGCAAAAGGAGACCUUAUGUUUUUUGGCACCUUUGUUUCUAGCCUAAAUCUAUGACCUUGGGUUCUUGAAAUGGCAGGUUUAAAAAUUCCUCUGGCAACUAUGUUGAUUCCUGCCAUUGUAUGUUGGAGGAAGGGUGCUGAGGAGAUAGAGAUGGUGCAGAUGGGCUUAGACAAACUUAGACAAUGAGUGUCAUUACAUACCUCAUUACAAAGUGACUAAAUAAUGCACAUUUUAUUUACAACAGUAUGGGCACAAAAUUAAUCUAUCAAAGCUAUUCAAGGAUAAAUAAAUUAGAAAUGCAAUGAAAUUAACUCAAAAAUGCAUAAAAUAUAUAAGGACAGUUAGUGAAUAAAUACAUAACAAAACUAGCUAUUAUUGUAGGGAAUAAAGACUUCAGUAGUCAGGUUUAUGGGAGAUUUGGGGGAAGGGGUAGAUUAGGGAAGGAUAUUUAUAGCAGCUUAGUUUUUAGCCAAGUUGUUUUGUACUUGUCCAUGAACCCACUUAUCACUAACUUGUGUUAUAAGUCCAUACCGAUAUUGUGCAUACUGCAUAGAAAUUUUAGGCAUUUUAGAGGGUAAGAAGGUUACACAGCUUUUCAGGCAGAGGAAAAUGAAAAAUGUUUGCGUAUUAUACUGUUCUGUAUUAUUGCAGUACAGUAUGUCUGCAAGUUACAUUAUUUGCGCAAUGGAAAACACACUUUAGGUGUCCUGAAAAUUACUCUAAAUAUUACUGGCAUGCAGAUGAUGAGUCACAAUAACAUGGUUGAUAUGAUGACCAAACCACACAUCAAAGUGAAAGAAAUGACAUCAUUUUGAUCCAUCCUGAACCACACGGCUAGAUCCAGGAAAUGCCCGGUCCAGGAUGGACCGAGACGACGUCGUUUCCUUCACUUUCUGAUGUGUGGUUUGGUCAUCUUUACUGACAUUUAACAACCUCAGGAUUAGCUAGUAGGGUAUGGCCCUAUAUAAAUCAUUAAAUCGAGUGUAUACUGUAAUCAAUAAUUUAGUACCUCUGUUGUCUGUGAUAAUUGGAGGUGGACCCAGACUGGUUUAGAUAUUCUUUGAGUGAUUAGAAGAAACAUAAGUAUACAAAUUUGAUAAAAUACUGAACUGGGAUGAUAAUACAGAGGACCACUUGGUUUGCAAACUAAGUUAUCCAAAAGUUCCAGUUUCACAAUCAGGGUUGGGGUUUCACACUUCCAGAACUAAGUUCGGUAAGCGAGGAAGGGUCUGCCAGGCCUCGCGCUGGCCUGAGGUGGUGGGUGGGAGAUGGCCUAGUUUGUCCACUGACCGUGUCGGGUGCCACUCUAGUGCCUUCUGCCUUGUGACAUCACAGAUUCAUGGCCCAUUGUUUUGAUUUGUCACAAUACUGGAGUGUUCAUUCAUUGACUUGUUGGAUAUAUCUGCACAAUCUAGGAACAUCCGUGCACCAUGUCGGUUCCAAAUGCCCGCAUUGUGUCAGUGAUGGCUGACUGGUGGGUGGAUGGGUAGGCAAGUGGGCAGGGAGGGUGGGGGGUUGGUAAAAUGGGAUGGCUGGCAGGUAGGGUUAGCAGGUGGGUGGGUGGAUAUGUGGCUUACUGACUGGCAGGCAGGCAGGCUAGCUAGCAGGUGGGUGGGCUGGCUGGGUGGGUAGGUAGGUAGGUAAGUGGAUGGAUUGGUGGCCAGCUGGAAGGCAGGCAGGGUGGGUAGGUGCAUGGGCAGGGAUGUUGGCUGGGUUGGCAGACUGGCUGGGCAAGUGAGCGGGUGGGUGGGCAGUGUGGAUGAAUGGAUUGGUGACUGGCAUACAGGCUGGGUGGGUAAGCUAGGGUGGGCAAGCUGGUGGGGCUGGUGGGGCAGGCUUUUGAUUGGCAGGUAGGCAGGCUUAGGUGGGUUCAAGCAGGUAGGCGGGCUUGGUUGGGUUCAAGCAGGUAGGCGGGCUUGGUUGGGUUCAAGCAGGUAGGUGGGCUUGGUUGGGUUCGGCCGGGUAGGCGGGCUUGGGUAGAUUUGGGCAGGUAGGGGGGCUUGGGUAGGUUCGGGCAGGUAGGCGUGCUUGGGUGGGUUCAAGCAGGCGGGCGGGCAGGCGAAGAGAGACUAUCACAGACUGUUUGUGGUCAUACCACAUCCCCUCACCUUCCCUAUCCCCUCUACAUCCUACCCAUCUCCACACCGAACCCUCCCAGAAAUAUCCUCCCACCCCACAAGGCACGUGUAGACGGGUAUUAAUAUGGUUCAGAUUCUCGGCUGCCCUCACUCACUGACUGACUGCCCUGACUUAUAUACAAGAAGGUACUUUGCGUUUGCGAGAAUACAUAACGUUGGUGUUCUGUAAACACCAGACUCAUGUUGUUUACAAACUGUGACUCUUGCUACCACAACUGUGAAUGCUUAACAGCCUUUGACUGGUUGUGAUUGUGAAUGCCUGACUGACCAGUACAAUUUGUAUAUAUAGCUUUUGAAAACAAGAUCAAAGGGAAUGAAACAAAUGUCAAUUAAAGAGUCUUUUGCAAAGGCUUCCAAGAAAGCUCACAUUGCCUCACAUGCACCUGACUCAUCACAUGUUGACCCAGAUGCAUCAACAUCUGAGGUUACCUUAUCACCAUUAUUUUCCACUUCAGUCAACCCAACACCAACGUCCACCACCACAUCAUACAUGUAAAUAAUUAUGCUACAUAAACAAUGAUCAUCAACAUAAGUGGAUCAGGACUUUUCUUAUUGGUAGGUACAAACAAAAUACUGUCGCACAGAUGCUAUGAACCUGUCGAUUCCCCCCUUUCCCCUCCCCCUAGAUUUGUUUCCCUACAUUUCUCGUUUCCGAACUUCCACGGUAACCGAUGGGUUUCAUCCCCGAGGGAUUCACAAAGAAAGUGGUCCUCUGUAGUUUAAAUUUCUACUAAAUAUUGAGAAUUUUCAUAUUUGUUACAUAACACAGCACUUUAAUAUAAAUAUAUUUGAAUCUAAAAGAUGACAGUUUAUACAAAUGAUAUUAAGUUAUGUACAUAAUGAACAAACAAUCCAGAAAAUAGGGAGGAGGGAUAGGACUAAAGAACAUGGAAACUGCAUUGUAGGGAACCCACAAAAAAAUAAUGCAUUGUGUGUACUUUUCUCCGAGACUAUGCCCCCCCCCCCCUUCUGACAGCCAGUGGUGGUACCCCCUUAUAUAACAAUAUCUAAAGAUAUCAGUUAUUUAUUUUGGUGUAUUGUAAUUGACAAAUUAUUCAUUUAAAUAAUGUUUCACUUUUCUUUCAGACAAUGCAUUUUGAGGCAGAAUUGAGCAUUAAAAUAAAUUGUGGAGAGCUGUUGUAAUUGUUUUGAUGGUUCUUAUUAUUUCCCAUUUUGUAUGAAAAAUAUAAAUGUGAUUAAGGUUUAACAGUGUUAUAAGUACAGAACCGUACUUGGUUAUUAUUAUUUGAUGUUAGGAUAUGAAUUAAAUGAUUAUAUUUUUUAUAUUUAUAGAAAAAUGCUGGAAUAAACUGUAAUUAUGUUAAACAAAUUUUUUUGUAGCUGUUUGAGGAAUUAAUUCCUGGUCAUACAAAUAGAGAAAUCUAAAUAUGGAUUUUCGUAUGAAAGUAGUCCGCUUAAUACAUGGAUUGUAGUACAUUAUACAAGCCUUCUAGCCCAGUAUUUUUCUAGAGUGCUCAAGAGAGUGAGAUAGAUUUAAGGGAAGUAAAAUGUGUCCAAAAUAACAGAUUGAGCCUAAAACUAUUUACAGGAGAGUACUCAAGUUCAUCACUUAUUCAUGGCGACUGUUUAGGUAGAAUAAGAUAGCAUAGAGUAAUUAUUAUACGUUCCUCUUUUCUGUUUGUUUCCAAUAUUAUUUGUAGUUAUUUUGUAGAUAUUACAGUUGCAGUAAUGAAGCCACUCUUUAAUACCAGAAAAGAUCUUGAAUGUUUUGUUGGGCUUAAUUACAUCUCCUGUAGCAAUGUCUUUUUUUUAACUAGUCUGUGCUCAAAAAGGAAGCAUGUUGUAAAUAGUUUUUUUUUUUUUUUAACAUGUUUCUCUUUUAAUGUGUAAUAGACUUCAAAAUUCCAUCAACAGUAUUUAAAACAUUAUAUUUGUGUAACUAAGUUGACCUAUUAGUAUUGAUCUUAUACAUUUUCAAAAUCUCCAGUUUAUGAAUUCUUUCUAGUAGAGAGUAAAUAAGUAAUUAUCAAAAGAAGGCGUCAAGCUUAGAAAGAAAUGUACCGUAGAAUGACUCAUUCUUUGUUUCUUGGCUACAUACUGUAUUUGCAAAAAUGCAGAUAAAUUUUUUUGUGUAAAAAAGGGUAAAUUAUACACCAAUGAAGUUUUGUAAGUAGUGGUGUCCUGGUCAUUAGGUUAAGCCAGAUGUUUGUAGUACAAGAAAGAUAAGGGAAAACUUAAGGAAAUUUUGCAAUAUCAGACUUUCCUUGCAAGUGCAAACUGCCGGCUAUGCUAUUGUGCCACUGUAUGAGGCAUUGGUCAGAUAGUGGAGUUUGUUUUUGAUGAUUUGAUAAGUAGACAAAGUUUAAAAAUUACCAUAGGUUUUUAUGAACAAAUCUGAUAUUGUGACUUAUUUAAUUGUUCUUAACUGGAGAACAAUAAAAUUGUUACUUUUCUAAAUAUUUUUUCCUAUAAUGCCUCAAAGCAUUUUCUGUAGUUUAUUACAUGUAUUUUUGUUGUAAAAAAAACACUGUAAAAAUCAAACUUCUUGAUUGUGAGGUUAACUAAUGCAGGGGCUUUGCAAAAAAUAAAAUGACUACUAU
This is a messenger RNA of Procambarus clarkii (red swamp crayfish), 9359 nucleotides long. Its product is annotated as tyrosine-protein kinase CSK. The record is from RefSeq and is a predicted model, not a curated record. Gene Ontology annotation, molecular function: protein binding; ATP binding; non-membrane spanning protein tyrosine kinase activity. Gene Ontology annotation, biological process: protein phosphorylation. Lineage: Eukaryota; Metazoa; Arthropoda; Malacostraca; Decapoda; Cambaridae.